Molecule: messenger RNA, 1744 nt
Organism: Leptopilina boulardi
Lineage: Eukaryota; Metazoa; Arthropoda; Insecta; Hymenoptera; Figitidae
Product: leucine-rich repeat and death domain-containing protein 1-like
Exons: 2
Coding region: 294-1664 (456 amino acids)
Molecular function (GO): protein binding
Source: RefSeq, a predicted model, not a curated record
AAUAAAUUAAGUUCAUUUUUCCAAAAAAAAUUUUUUAAAAUAUUAAUUAAAAAUUUUUUGUCUUGAAUUUCAAAAAUUGUUAAUUAAAAAAAAAAUGACAAAUCAAGUGUUUAUUUGACAAUAAUAAAUAAUAGUAAAAAAAUAAUAAUAAUAAAUAAAUUAAUUAAUUAUUAGUUUCACAAAACAAAAAUUGUGGAAUUUAGAAAAAUUCAAUUCGUUACUUUUCAUAUAUAUUACAAAUAAAAUUUUGAAAUAAAAAAAAUAAUUUUAGGAGAAGAAUAAUAACAACAAAAAUGCAGCUAUCAGUAUUAAUAAUCACAAUUUUCACCAUAAUCAUUGGACUACCUUUUCAAGGAGCACAAAAAUUAAAUGAAAAAUUAAAUAAACAAUUUUCCGAUUGCGAUGGAACAAAUAUGAUUUUUGAAAAUUCUAAUCCAACAAUUAAUGAAAAAUUUCUUCAAGAUUCAAAAAUGACAUGUCUCAAUCUUGAAAAUCGUGGAAUUGUUUUUAUAUCAUCAGAUGCAUUCAAUGAUAUUCCAAAUCUUGAAUAUUUAAAUCUUGCCAAUAAUCGUUUGAAAAAAGAACAAUUUCUCUCAUUGGGACGACAUAAAAAUUUAAAAAUGCUCGUACUCGAUAAAUCAAUACGCGGUGGUUAUCAAAAUCAAACUGGAUUUAAAAAUUAUUUAAAAAUUUUACAACUUAAAGGUUAUUUUCCAAAAUUGGAAAAAUUAUAUUUAAGAAACAAUAGUAUUGCAAUAAUUUCAAUACGUGGGGCAAAUUCAAUUUUUCCCAAUUUAACACAUUUAUAUUUAAAUAAUAAUGAAAUAACAAAUGAAUCACCGCAUUAUGAUCGUAAUUUUCAUUGGUUACCAAAAUCAUUGAAAGAAUUACAUCUUGAAAAUAAUGAUUUAGAUUAUUUUGGUUUGGGUAAUUAUCCUUAUCUUGAAUUUAUUUCAAUUGACAAUAAUCGAAUAACCGAUAUUACACUAUGGGAAAUGGGAAAAUUAAAAUAUUUUACAGCAUCAAAAAAUGAAAUAAGUUGGAUAAGUGAUUUUAGUAAAUCACCAUUGUUGAUGAUUUUAAAUUUAUCACACAAUAGAAUUCGUUCAUUGAAUCAUAUUCAUAAAAUGCCAUCGUUACGUGAAUUGAAUUUAGAUAAUAAUUUACUUCAUUCAAUACCAAAAAUUGAAUAUAUUCCAAAUAUAAAAUUGCUCUCAUUAAAAUGUAAUGAAAUAAGAUUAUUGUCAAAAUUUGAUUUUCAAACAAUGUUAACGUUAGAGGAAUUAAAUUUGGAUAAUAAUAGAAUUAAAUUUAUUGGCGAGGAUGUAUUUGAAAAUUUGUUAAAUUUAAAAAUUAUUAAUUUAGAACAAAAUAAAUUGACGCAUAUUAAUUUUGGUUGGAUGAUGAAUUUGAAACUAGUCGAAUUGAAUUUAAAGGGUAAUUUUUUUGCUAAUUUAAAAUCAAUGGGAUUAUCUGAUUCGAGAAUUGGAUUGAAAUUACAUCUUGAUGGAAAAUUUCAAGAGAGAAUGAUUAAUUUUAGGGAAAAAUUACCAGUAAAUAUGACUAUUGAUGUGAAUGGUGAGAGUGUGGUGAAAUUUUGUAAAAAACAUGUUACGAAAGCAAUUCAUCCUUUUGAUUGGAGUAAUUCGCAAAAAGAAUGGUAAUAGCAAAAAGAAAACCAAAAAAAAUAGACAAAAAAUUGUUACAACAAUAAUAAAUAUACAUUUUAUAAAUAAAAAUUUAA